AUGUCGGUUUCACUAUUGGCAACCGCUCUUUGUAACCGCCUUUGUAUCCGGGUAUAUAUACCCCAAACUUCAUCAAUGAAAGUAACUAUUCCAUCAUUUGCUCCUGCCUCUCUCAUUUUACUUUCACACGUUAUCAGCACGCCUAUGCCGAGAGCCUCGACGAAUAACUCCGAUGAAUUCGUUUCUCCGGAUACGCUGGAACAACCUUCUCCUCGUUUCUUCUUUUCGUCGACCCCGUCGUCCUCUACGACGAUCUACCCAUCAAUCAUCAACCAAUUAAAUUGGCAGUUCCUUCUCAAUCUUAGAUUCCUUUUCAUCGCAGAUGCAAAGAGUAAGAAGGCCACCAUGAGAAGAAAGCACAAAAUCCUGAGAAUUUACAAUUUCUUGCAUCUACCAUGA
This is a messenger RNA of Triticum turgidum subsp. durum (durum wheat), 399 nucleotides long. NCBI's taxonomy places the organism in Eukaryota, Viridiplantae, Streptophyta, Magnoliopsida, Poales, Poaceae. The record is from the annotation of a GenBank genome assembly.